This is a messenger RNA of Anthonomus grandis grandis, 2530 nucleotides long. RefSeq lists its product as uncharacterized. The record is from RefSeq and is a predicted model, not a curated record. Lineage: Eukaryota; Metazoa; Arthropoda; Insecta; Coleoptera; Curculionidae. The transcript has 7 exons. Bases 973 to 2403 code for a protein of 476 amino acids.
CGAAUUUUGUUUUUGUUAUUUACAUACAAAAUAAAUUUUCUUUAGAGUUCAUUUUAAAUAAAAUAUCCCAUAUUUCAUAUUAUUUUUAAUUCAGACCAAAUGUAAACAUUACCAAAACAAUAAUACAUUGUGGGUGUCUUCGGUAAGUUGUUUGUCCGAAAAUAACGGACGGUAUAUGAAAAGAAAAUACAUCGAAAAUACAUAGUUGAACUGGUGGCAAAGAUUAGGAAGACAGGAUCGAUUGCAAACCGAAAACCAAUCGCUUCAAAUCGAUGGAUAGUUGGAAACGAACCUAUGCAAAUUGCUGUUUUGUGCCACAUCAAUAUGGACCCUACACUACUUGUCCAUGAAGUUCACACUUAACCAAUAUAGAGUGGCCCGCAAGAUCACCUGACUUGACCCCUUUACAUUUUUUUUUAUGGGGUCAGUUAAAAACCAACAUUUAUAAAACUCAGCCAGAGUCAAUAAAUGCAUUACGCCAGCGCAUCAUUGAUGAAUGUCGGGUCAUUACACUAGAAAUGCUUCAUAAUGUCCGGGGACGUUUUGCACAAAAUUUUUAUUAUUAUAUCGAUGCAGGAGGACAACACCUUGAGUACUUAUUGUCAUAAACAAUAAACUAUAUAAACAGAAAUUAUAUUUUGUGCUUUUUUUCCUAUCUUCGGUGAUAAAUAUGUAAUGAGAAAUGAGGAAAAUAUUUCUUUAUUUUGUUGUUGGACCUGUUGAAAAGCGGAUUUAUUAAUCGAGCUAUUUUUGUUUUAACAAGCGGUAUAUGACAUAGCAGCCUUGUUUCGUUUUGAUUGGCCCGCCUGAAUAUUAUAAAUACUUAAUAUGUAUUAAAAUGGGCAAUCGACCACAAAUUAAUAAAAUAUUUAUAAAACGACGUGAUAACAGUAUUAUUGGAACAAAAGAAUAGAUAUUUUAAAACCGUCGCUUCAAAGUAAACUCGGGUGUUUACCAAGCUAAAUUCGUAAAAUGGAUAAAUCGAAAAAAUGGGAUAGGCUCAAGGUGCAGUUUGUAAAGUGCUUUACGAUUGAAAAUCUACAUACCCAUUUAGUUGAGGAAGGAUUUCCAACAGAAGCUGAUAUUUUAGGAAAUAAAGGGGUUGAUGGACUAAGAUUUGUAGAACUUAGCGAAAAAGAUUUUGCAUCGUGGCACUUGACACCGACUCAGAAGAGCAAGAUUUUUGAUUGUAAACAGUCAGUUUUAAGCACAGACACCAGAAGUUCAUCGCAAACUUUAGGGGUAAAACGGUUUCCUUUAGACAGACUUGAAGCUCAUGGAACACACAGUCAGGCUACCAAAAAACCAGUAGUUUUUCACCCUACUGGCUAUUUAUGUAUGGAUGCCGUAAAAACUAAAUCGACUUCUCCAGGAUGUAAAUUAUCACCACCACCGCCAGCAGCGAAACCAUCUACUAUUCCUAAAAAGAUGGUUGCUACUAGGAGUGACAGUCCUUCACGAAACUACGUCGCAAGUGAUCCAAAGACCGCCCACCAUGAACAGCGCAGUACUUGGCUUAGUAGUGAUUAUAUAGCUUUAGAUCCAGUGGAUACUGAAUCAAAUAAUUUUCCUUCGUCGCUUUCAAAAUUGCUGAUUAAGUCCCCAAUAGAUCCCAGAAAGAUGGAGAAAUCCGCUCUGGCUGAAUCUAAGCCCCGACCAGACCAAUCACCCUUAGCUUAUAGGAAAGGUUGCCCUACGACUACACUACCAUUCUUACAACUAAAGGAAAUCAAUUUGACCAAAGCACAAUCUGAUACGAGUAUCUACAAAAUGCCAGAGGAAACCUAUGAGGUGCCACCAACUCCAGACGAUCCGGAGGAAAUUUACGAGGCACCACCUUUGAUACCUGUACCUUCUCUUUCGGUACAAAAUACUGUUCUCCAGCAUCCACAGCCAUUACAACCAUCAUGGAUGGGUACAAACAGGAAAUUGCCCAGGCCGCCACCCUUUGAUAACAACUUUGAACCAUCACAUUUGAAUGCCUGUAGGAAAAUAUUGAAUAAUUAUCAGGACACAGAUGAUGAAAUGGACGAUAACAGCCUUAAUCUCAACGACUGCGACUAUUACAGAAACACCGAUCGUAAAGGAGCCAUAGCGCUACUAAAUUCACUCCCUAACCUAACAGAUGGCGUUUUUCUCUUACGCAAAUCGUAUUCCGGAAAAAGUUUUCUAGUUUUAACGGUCUUUUAUAGGCGAAAGUUCUAUAAUAUUAGCAUACACAGGGAUGAUAAUGAUAUGUUUUUCUGCAAGGCCGGAUCCACGGGAGCUGAGGGGGAAGUAGUAAAGUUUUACACCCUGGAAGACUUUGUGAAACACUAUAGGCAAUAUCCACUUAAGGUAAAGAGUCAGGAUGGUAUGGUUAUUAUAUUUUUGACCGAGUCGCUGCCGUAUAAUGUAUUUUAAAAUCGAAUAUUUUAUCAAAUUUGUUCAGUACCUCUUAUUUAUUAAUAUCAUUCUUGACUAGGAUUUUAUUUGUUGAAUCUAUUAAAAAUGUAAUGCAAAUAAAUAACUUAUUACCAAAAGUACAGUC